This is a messenger RNA of Cadophora gregata, 4303 nucleotides long. RefSeq names its product Mismatch repair protein msh3 (gene MSH3). Gene Ontology annotation, cellular component: nucleus. The transcript has 3 exons. The record is from RefSeq and is a predicted model, not a curated record. NCBI's taxonomy places the organism in Eukaryota, Fungi, Ascomycota, Leotiomycetes, Helotiales, Ploettnerulaceae. Gene Ontology annotation, biological process: mitotic recombination; mismatch repair. Gene Ontology annotation, molecular function: ATP-dependent DNA damage sensor activity; mismatched DNA binding; ATP binding. The coding region runs from base 149 to 3568 and encodes 1139 amino acids.
CGGCCUCUUACAGUACCCCCUGAUAUGCUGACUAACAACCACUCAACGCGUCAUUUCAAGCGCGUCUCCAAAUCCAAAUAGAGGCGGCGACCAAAAAGGCGACUGCAUUGGUACUCUCUGCGGAAUUUUUGGAGUUGCAAUCACAGGAAUGGGGAAACAGCCCGCGUCAACCCCUAUGCCGUCGCAAGGGAAACAGACUGCAAUAUCAAGCUUCUUCACCCGUAAGCCACCGACAAGCUCUCUACCCGCUGCCAGCUCGCAAACAAAACCUCCACAAGAACCUUCGAAAGUACCAAACCUCUACAAUGCCGACUCAGAUGACGACGAGGAUUUGUUCGUGGCACCAAGAAGGAGUUCGGCAAAGAGACCUUUGGCAGAUGUUUCUGAUGAGGCGAAUGGGAGGAACAGCACAAUAGAGCUACAAGCGAAGAGGAAGAAGCCGGAGGAUAACAGUGAAAGCAGCAGCGCAUUAUUUCUGGCAAAACCUCCAGUAAAACCGAAUACAGUGUCAGCGAAGCCUAUCAUAUCUCCACGGACGGAGAAAUUUGUGUAUACAGGAUCUAGCCAAAUUGCCUCCAGCGACCAGGCUGCAAUUCCGGAAGAGGAGCCUACUGCUGCCGAGAAGGCACGAAAGGAGGAGAUACACAGACAGUGGGUUAAGCGAAUUGGGGGCAUACAGAUUGGGAGAAGAUAUGAUGAUGCUACUCCAGCCCCAGCUGAUGGCGAUGGUGAUGAGGGAGAGGAGGAAGAAGAAGUCCCCGCUCCAAAAGCGAAGAAGAAAGGGGCAAAGACCGGUAAACUUACUCCUCUGGAGUUGCAAGUCCUGGAUAUCAAGCGCAAACAUAUGGACACACUGUUGAUAGUUGAGGUCGGCUACAAAUUCAAAUUUUUCGGAGAAGAUGCAAGAGUUGCUGCCAAAGAACUGAGCAUUGUUUGUAUUCCAGGGAAGUUUAGAUAUGAUGAGCAUCCAUCUGAGGCACACUACGAUCGUUUUGCUUCUGCCAGUAUACCUGUGCAUAGAUUGCCUGUGCAUGCGAAACGUUUGGUGACUGCUGGAUUGAAGGUUGGCGUGGUAAGACAGAUUGAGACCGCAGCCUUGAAGAAAGCGGGCGACAACAGGAACGCACCUUUUACACGCAAGCUCACCAAUGUAUAUACCAAGGGUACAUAUGUGGAUGACAUCGACUCUCUGGAUCAACCAGCCGAAGGGGCUCCUUCGACCGGCUACCUUCUCUGCAUCACUGAGUCCAAAGUUAAAGGCUGGGGGACAGAUGAAAAGGUUGAAGUUGGCAUACUUGCUGUUCAGCCGUCAACAGGAGAUAUCAUCUACGAUACUUUCGAAGAUGGUUUCAUGCGGAGCGAACUUGAGACCAGACUUCUUCAUCUUGCGCCUUGCGAGUUCUUGAUCGUUGGUGAUCUUACAAAAGCUACAGAUAAGCUCGUCAAGCAUCUGUCUGGAAGCAGUACAAAUGCUUUCGGGGACAGAAUUCGUGUGGAACGAGUGCCGAAAGGCAAAACCAUGGCUGCGGAAUCUCACUCUCAUGUUACUCAAUUCUAUGCCGACAAGCUCAAGGCCCAGGAAAAUGAGACAGAGAAACAACGAGAACAGAGCUUGCUGGACAAAGUCCUUAAGCUUCCAGAACAGGUCACUGUCUGUUUGUCGGCAAUGAUAAGUCACUUGACGGAGUAUGGACUCGAACACGUUUUUGAUCUUACGAAGUACUUCCAGUCAUUCAGUACUCGAUCACACAUGAUUCUGAACGGCAACACAUUGACAAGCCUGGAAGUCUAUCAAAACCAGACGGAUCACACUGAGAAAGGAAGCUUAUUCUGGACCUUGGAUAAGACGCAAACGCGCUUCGGCCAGCGUCUUCUCCGAAAAUGGGUCGGGCGCCCUCUCCUAGACAAGACACAGCUCGAAGCUCGUGUAUCGGCGGUGGAAGAGCUCAACGACGGCCACCAAACCCCCAAAGUCGACAAACUCCAUGCUCUUCUGCGAAAUAUCAGGGUUGACCUUGAGAGAAGUCUGAUCAGGAUCUAUUAUGGAAAAUGUACCCGUCCAGAACUGCUCACGGCACUCCAAACGCUCCAGCGAAUCUCCAAUGAAUAUUCCUACGUACGAAGUGCAGCAGAUGCACCUUUCAAAUCUGAUCUUAUCACCGCCGCUAUUGCAAGUCUCCCCAGCAUCUCUGAGACUAUCAUCUCCUUCCUUGAUCAGAUCAGUGCCGAGGCAGCACGCCAAGACGACAAGUACGCCUUCUUCCAUGAAGACCAUGAAACGGAUGCCAUUGCAGACCACAAGCUAGGCAUCGCAGCCGUCGAACAAGAACUCGAUGCCCACCGUGAGGUCGCAACAGAGACUCUUCGGCAGCAUAAGAAAGUCUCCUACACAACCGUAGCAGGAAUAGAAUACCUGAUCGAAGUAGCUAAUCAAGAUCUAAAGCGAGUCCCAGCAUCCUGGAGCAAGAUAUCUGGCACGAAGAAAGCCUCUCGCUUCCAUACCCCAGAGGUGAUCCGCCUUAUACGGGAAAGAGACCAGCAUAAAGAAUCUCUUUCCGCAGCAUGCGACAUAGCAUUCCAAGCUCUCCUAUCUUCAAUAGCAGCUCACUACGGUCCACUACGCGAUGCUAUCUCAGCACUUAGCACACUAGACUGUCUCUUGUCUCUUGCUACCGUAGCUGCGUUUCCAGGCUACACAAAGCCGACGUUCUUACCUUCUUCGCCCGGUUCCCCAACAGUGAUAAACAUCGAGGGCGGUCGGCACCCGAUGGUCGAACAACUCCUCCCAUCAUCAUACAUCCCGAACAGCACAUCUCUCUCGAACGGCCGCUCUGAACCCACGUCGCCAUCCACCCGUGCCCUCCUAAUAACCGGACCCAACAUGGGCGGCAAAUCCUCCUACGUCCGCCAAGUCGCCCUCAUCUCCCUCCUCUCCCAAAUCGGUUCCUUCGUCCCCGCAGACUCCUGCUCCCUCACCCUCCUCGACGGAAUCUACACCCGCAUGGGCGCCUACGAUUCAAUAAUGACCUCGCAAUCCACGUUCCAAGUCGAGCUAUCCGAGACCUCGUCCAUCUUAAAAUCAGCUACAAGUCGUAGUCUGGUUAUUCUGGAUGAGUUGGGGAGAGGGACGAGCACGCAUGAUGGUGUGGCUAUUGCGGGGGCGGUGUUGGAUUGGGUGGUUAGGGAGACUAAGUGCCUGUGUUUGUUUAUUACGCAUUAUCAGAGUUUGGCGAGUGUUGCGAGGGGAUUUGAGGGUGGUGAGUUGCGGAAUGUGCAUAUGAAGUUUAGUGCGGUGGAGAAGGAGGCUGAGGGGGCUGGUGAGGAAGAGAUUACGUUUUUGUACGAGGUCGGUGACGGUGUGGCUCAUCGUUCGUACGGAUUGAAUGUUGCGAGGCUGGCGAAUGUACCACAGGCGGUGUUGGACAAAGCUGCAUUGAAAUCACAUGAACUAGAGAUGGAGGUCAAGCAGAAGAAAAUGGUCAGUCUGGCAAGAUUGAUGAAUGAUGUACUAGCUAUAAAAGAGGGCUCCGACCUGCAGGAGCUAGUUGUGUGUAUGGAAGAGCUAUAGUGUAUGAUACAGGCUGGGAAGAAAGUAGAUAUAAUAGCACGUCAUGAUACCCCGUCCUCAUCCCUCAUAAUUUCGUAAAGCUAAAGUAAGCAAUGAAGAAGCUGUGAAAACAUAAGGGAGAAUGCAAGCAAUAAGAAAAUCCGGAACGCCCUCGAGACCAAACUCCUAGGUAUGUCGAAAUUCGUGUCAGAGUCGUGCUGGAAGUUGAAUAUAUUAGAUGCCAAAGUUGUUGCCACUGGUGGUGGUGCUAUCAUGGCGUGGGCCCAUGCUGUGGCUUUGUUGUUGACUCAUAUUAGCCAUAGGGUUGGGUUGUCUGUUGAAGUCGGUAAUAAAGUUGGAGCCAAAGCCGCUCGGGGACCUGGCAUCGCCAAAGCCUGUGUAGCCGAAAGGACCUCCACCAUAGCCGUAGGUUCUGGCAUAGUUCUGAUGGAAUAGAGGGUUGGAAACCCCCUCGUGGUAUGCAUGUGGUGGGUAAACUUGCGAAUCGGAAAGAGCACGUCGGUUUGGAUGGUAGGUCAGCAUCUCAGCUUGACCGUUCUCCUUGCCACUGGCGCGAUACAUUGUUGGUCUGGGGACUGGGGUAGGUGACGCAAGGGUAUGGUUCGAGUUCAUCGAAUUGUUCGGAAAUGUAGGUAAACCAUGAGAACCGAAGAGCUCGAAUCUGUGAUUGGGUUUGGUUAGCAUUAGAGAUAGUCUUGGACAGAGUGGUAACUUUGUACCGAUGAUCUUCCAGAG